Messenger RNA from Funneliformis geosporum, 258 nucleotides. NCBI's taxonomy places the organism in Eukaryota, Fungi, Glomeromycota, Glomeromycetes, Glomerales, Glomeraceae. The record is from the annotation of a GenBank genome assembly.
AUGGGCUUAACUCAUAUCGCAACAACCUCCAUCGAAGUAUCAUAUGAGGCUACAAAAAGCAUCUGUUCUCUCGCAUCAGCAACUUACCCACUAAAAAGUCAAAUAAAGAUAGUACCUGAGAAGUUGGUCGAAGGAAAAACCGUCGUGGAAAUUUUGACUAUGGGCUUUACACAAGCCACCGUACAGAUGAAAUCUUCACUAUCACGCAAACAUAAAGCUAAUGAAAUAGACGAUGAGUACGAUAUGGAUAAAGUAUGA